This is a messenger RNA of Cladophialophora yegresii CBS 114405, 672 nucleotides long. RefSeq lists its product as uncharacterized. Gene Ontology annotation, molecular function: copper ion binding. NCBI's taxonomy places the organism in Eukaryota, Fungi, Ascomycota, Eurotiomycetes, Chaetothyriales, Herpotrichiellaceae. Bases 1 to 672 code for a protein of 223 amino acids. The record is from RefSeq and is a predicted model, not a curated record. The transcript has a single exon.
AUGAAACUCCUCGAAGUCGCGUGCUUCAAUGUGCAAUCAGCCAUCGUCGCAAGUGAGGCCGGUGCCGAUCGGAUCGAGCUGUGUGACAACGCUGACCUUGGGGGAACAACCCCUCCAUUGAAGUGGCUGGCCGAAAUCCAUGGCAUAGUCAAAAUCCCCAUCAAUGUCAUGAUUCGACCUCGAGGCGGUGGUUUUGUCUAUACGGAUGCAGAGUUCCAGAGCAUGAAGGAUGCCAUAAAUGCGUUCAUUUCGACUGGAAUGGUCAGCGGAUAUGUCUUCGGCGUCCUCAAGCAUGAUCGAACCGUUGACGUCGAAAGGACUGUCGAGCUGGUCCGUCUGGCUGACCCGCUGCCCUGCACAUUUCAUCGUGCCUUUGAUGAGACUACUGACCUAGAGCAAGCUCUUGAGGAUGUCCUCGGUUGCGCAAUACAUUCGAUUCUGACCUCGGGUGGAGCGUCGAAGGCGGUUGACGCACGUGAGACGCUGGCACGGCUCGUAAAGAAGGCUGCCGGCAGGGUCGUCAUAAUGCCAGGCGGGGGUGUCAGAUCGACGAACAUUGGUGCGCUGAAGGAAUCGACCAAUGCCUCAGCCUAUCAUUCUUCGGCGCUGCUAGGCUCAGACACGGUGGCCAACGCCAUGGAAAUUGAGCAGAUGAAAAUGGGAGUCCGAUAG